This is a messenger RNA of Microplitis mediator, 543 nucleotides long. Its product is annotated as 1-phosphatidylinositol phosphodiesterase-like. The record is from RefSeq and is a predicted model, not a curated record. Gene Ontology annotation, biological process: lipid metabolic process. Bases 1 to 543 code for a protein of 180 amino acids. The transcript has a single exon. Gene Ontology annotation, molecular function: phosphoric diester hydrolase activity. NCBI's taxonomy places the organism in Eukaryota, Metazoa, Arthropoda, Insecta, Hymenoptera, Braconidae.
AUGAUUGGUACUCAUAAUUCUGUCACAUAUAAAACUUUUAUACUGGCUGCUCAAACACAGCAAUUGAACAUUACUGAACAAUUAAAAGCAGGUGUACGAGUAUUUGACCUUCGAGUACGUAGCAUUGAAAAUGUAUUUGCAAUGCACCAUAAUCUCGUAUACUUGGGAAUGAUGUUUGGUGAUAUAGUGAACCAAGUGAUAGAAUAUUUGAGAGAAUAUCCAUUCAAAUUUGUAAUAAUGUUCAUGCAAAAGGAGUACGUUAGUGAAGCGAGCACAAUGACAGAAUGUGAAAUUCUAGAAAACAAAUACAUUAAACCGCUUGGUUAUCUGUUUGUACAAUUUUGGUCAGUGUACGACAUUAUUGAAAAACAUCGGGGUAAUAUUUUGUUGGCUUGUGGUUAUAAUGGUUUUGGGAAAUAUGUAGCGACUUUGGCUUGCGAGCAGCAAAAUCAAUGGAAAAUAUCACCUAGUUUUACUCGUAGUGACAAAUGGAGUGCUAUAAUCUCUUUUCAAGAUAAAAUGUUCAACACUUAUUUCAAAUAG